AUGACUAAAGCACUUUGUCUCUGGGCGUUUGAAAGCUUGAACCGCCGUUUGUUCCCUGAUACAGCCGGUUCAGGGUUGAACCACUUUUUGCUGGCUACCGGUUCCACCACUGCAGAGUUCCCCAAGGACGCUCCCAUGUUCAUUACGUGGAACAAAGAUGACGAUUUGAGGGGAUGCAUUGGAACGUUCCUGCCAUUGAAUACAGAGAAAGGCGUGGCCAAGUAUGCGUUGGUAAGUGCCUUUGAGGACCCCAGGUUCCCACCAAUUGAAGCCAAAGAGCUUCCCAGGUUAAGUGCCAGCGUGACGUUGCUUGACAAGUUUGAAAAAAUAGACAACCCGUUGGAUUGGACCGUGGGAGAGCACGGGCUCAAAGUGUACUUUGAAAUUUCAGGCAGGGGAUAUCUGGGCACGUUUUUGCCCAGCGUUGCGGAAGACCAAGGCUGGGAUGCCGAAGAUACGCUUUGGAACUUGGCGAGAAAGGCCCAUUAUAGUGGGUUGAAGCGUAGCGAUACCGUGGGGUUCUACGAACGGGGAAUUGCCGAAGGAUGGCUCCAGUUGACGAGGUACCGGGGCCUCAAGGCAGAGGCCAGUUACGAGGAGUACAAGGCUGCCAAGUAG
Molecule: messenger RNA, 618 nt
Organism: Candidozyma haemuli
Lineage: Eukaryota; Fungi; Ascomycota; Pichiomycetes; Serinales; Metschnikowiaceae
Exons: 1
Coding region: 1-618 (205 amino acids)
Source: RefSeq, a predicted model, not a curated record